AUGACACAACAAAAGAUCACCAUUCCGAACAGCCGCAACGAGAAGCUAGAAGGUAUACUACAUGAAACCGAGUCAAGAGAAAUCAUAGUCUUGUGCCAUGGAUUUCUAUCGAGAAAAGAGUCCACAAUUAUCAAAAAUUUGGCUACUGCUAUAGAGAAAGAAGGGAUCAGUGCUUUCCGUUUCGAUUUCUCCGGUAAUGGAAUGAGUGAAGGAAUUUUCUCUUAUGGUAACUAUAGCCAUGAAACUGAUGGUGAUCUACGUUCUGUUAUUCAACAUUUGUCUAAUAACAUGAACCGUGUGGUUACUACUAUUCUUGGGCAUAGUAAAGGAGGUGAUGUGGUCCUUCUCUAUGCCUCAAAGUAUCGCGAUAUCCGCAAUGUAAUCAAUCUUUCGGGACGUUAUGAUAUGAGAAAAGGCAUAGUAGACCGUUUUGGGGAAGAUGUUUUUGAAAGAAUUGAGAAACAAGGAUUCAUAGAUGCUAAGAAUCAUCAAAAGGGGAAACCAGGGUACAGGGUUACUAAAGAGGGUUUAAUAGAGGGUUUAAACACUGAUAUGCAUCAAGCUUGUCUCAAGAUUGAUAAAGAAUGCAGAGUCUUGACGGUUCAUGGAACCGAGGAUAAGACAGUACCUGUGGAAGAUGCCAAGGAGUUUGCGAAGAUCAUACCAAACCACAAGCUGGAAAUUGUCGAAGGAGCAGGUCAUAGUUUUUCCGAACAUCAAGCUCUAUUGAUUUCAAUAGUUAUGAAGUUUGUAAAGACAGCAGUCGUGAAGAACCACUAG
This is a messenger RNA of Arabis nemorensis, 780 nucleotides long. The record is from the annotation of a GenBank genome assembly. NCBI's taxonomy places the organism in Eukaryota, Viridiplantae, Streptophyta, Magnoliopsida, Brassicales, Brassicaceae.